GUUUUGGUUUAUGCGUUACUUCAAAGUUUGUUGUUCCCUAUUAUCGCUGUCCAUGUCUGCUGCAUCGAAGAGUUCAAAUCAGGUUUAUUCCAAUAAUAAUUGGGGCACAAUCUCUUACUUUAUUGUAUAGUAUUGUUGGUGUAUUCAAACUUCAAUUCUUACUAAGUUUUGGAAUAUCCUCCCGUCAAAAACUUUACUGUUUGGUUGUUUUAUCGGUACUUGCUCCCCUGAAGUAGACCAAAAAGCCCCAUGGCGCUCGUCAAUAAAAUUCAACCGAGUCAUGCUGUUCCACCUACUAAACGCGCAGAAAAGUUAAAAAGAGUUGGAUCUCUUGUGGAAUUAUUUGAUUUCUUCGUGUUGAAUGAAGGGACGGUUAUUGAUACUGUGUCUGUUAACACCUUCUUAUAUACCUAUCGCAUAUUUGCUGAUAUGGAAUUAGUCUUGGAAGUUGUAAAUAAAAAAUUUUGGGAUACAUGCCAUUCAAGCCUAAUACCUACCUCUUGGAAAGUUGGGAUUAUUUCGUCUUUUCAGUAUUUUCUUGGUGCAUGGUUGCAGCAGCCUCAUGUAAAAGAUUUUGAUUCCCCACAGAAAAUUAUCCAUCUUAAAUGGCUAAUACGGAUUCUUGCCGGUUGGUUUGAUGUUUUUCAACCCUCUUAUAAUCACGACAGUCACAAUUAUGUUCUAAAAGAGUUAAUGAGGUGCUGUGGAAAUAAUAUGUCUUCUAAAAAUCAAGAUACGACGCGAAGCGUUUUGUGCAACAUUGAUUCAGAAGUUUGGGAUCGAAUUACUGCAGAUAUGGAGUAUUUAUGCCGACAAGCUGUAAAUUGUCUCAAAAUCAUAGCCUGUAAAUAUCAAAUAGACUUAACUCGGGAAAAACAAUUACCGUCAGUGCGUAUAAUCACCAUAAAUCGAGUCAGUUGUCAUCAUUCACUACACAACUCUGCAAUGCAUAAAUCAGAAAAGCAUUUAAAAGAAAUAAUUACCAUUACACCUUCUAUUAACCCCUUAAUUAAUCUAUGGAAUUUAAAUUUAGAUACAGUUGCUGAACAACUGACUGUUGCUGAUCAGAGAUUAUUUCUCGACAUGGAGUUAAAUGAUUGCCUGAUAUAUGCUAGAGGCAAACCUGCUCCAUCCGUGCAAGCUACAAUCGACCAAUAUAAUAAAUUAUAUCAUCUUGUCCAAAGUUCAAUGUUUAACUCAGAUCAGGAUUUUCCAAUACUAGUAGAACCUACACCGAUCUAUUCACGACGUUUUAAUAAACGGGGUAAUUAUAAUAGUCCAACGACAAGAGUUAGUCCACAGAUAAUAACGAUAUGGUCUAAAAAUUCACCUAAUCAUAAUUCUUUGGCAUCGGAUGUGGGAAAAUUAAAAACUGGAUGCAUAAUUACAUGGAUUGAUAUUGCUUAUCGAUUAGGACAAACAAAGAAUUAUUCAGCAUUAAAAGCCAUAAUUAUGGCUUUGCAGUCCACUCCAGUACUCCGAUUAUGGCAUAGUUGGAAUGUUUUGGAAUAUCAUUAUCAUGAACAUUUUAUGAAGUUUAAAUAUUUGGCUUCUGUAGUAAGCUUUGAUAAUAAUCAAGAACAAUUGAGAAAACGGUUAGAUAAGUGUGCGAACAAAAUGUAUUGGUACUUAAAACUCAACAAUCCAAAUCCAUUAUGUGGAGACAUAAGCAGACCUGGUGAUAUCUCACAAUUUGAAGAUUCUGAUGCAGAAUAUGGCAGGAGAACUAAGCAUUCAACUUUACCAAAUCAGUCAUCUUAUUUAAGUGGUGUCAUACCGUAUCUCGGUGUAUUUCUUAGUGAUUUAACUUUAUUGCAUCAUUCGUCACCGGAUUAUAUCAGUCGAUCAAAAUAUUCCCCAUCAAAUGAGACUAAACAAGAAAUUAAUACAAAUAAUCAGGAAAGUGCUCUCGCUUCUACUACUACUACUACUGAUGAUAAUAAUAGCAAUAAUAAUAUUAAUUCAUCAGUAAUCAAUCCAGUAAAUAAUACUAAUGAUUUUUCAAAACAAUCAGUUAAAAAUCAGUAUGGUAAAAUAAAGCUGUUGCAUAUAUCAGAUCAACUUGAGAAUUUCACCCGAAGUACACCUGAUUUAUCAGCAGUAAUAGCAUCGUCAUCAACCGUACAAUCAGAUAAUAACAGUACGAAACAAUCCUGGAAAUUAUUGAAAAAUGUAUCAUCAAAUACAAAUGUCCCACCUAUUAAACCAUCAGUUUCUGCUGAUCGUAAUGAUAAUAUUCAAUUAACUGGGCGUGUCAAGAAGGAAAAGUUUGGCCUUUCUAGACGUCAUUCUACAACUGAUAGUGCUGAUGACAAAUUAAUCAAUCUGGAUAAACAUCGUCGAGAGUUUAGAAUUCUAGCAAAUAUUUUUCUUCUUCAACAAAAUGCCCAAUUUUAUUCACUUAGACCUGAACCAGAUUUUAUUACAUGGUUUCAUUCUUAUCCAUUAAUCUCAGAAAAUGAAGCUCUCAAUCGUUCUUGUGAUCUAGAACCAGUUGAUGAACAAGUACAACAGCAUAUAAAUAGACCUUUCAGCGCAUCUCCAUAUACAUUUGAUACAAGUGAUUCAAGUGGUGCAUUCGAUAUAAUAAAUAGUAAUAAAUCACGACACCCACGUAAUAAUACAAAUAUCCAUGUAGAAAGAUCUAAAUAUGCUAUAACCCGUCCACCUAGUGCUACAGCUAUUGGUGCCACUACUACUACAUCACUCAUGAGGAAUCCUAACACUAACAUUAGUAUUAUUAAUAGUAUUAGUUCAAGUCGAAAUAAUAAAUCACGAAUUAAUGGAACAUAUUCAUCAAGUGAUUUACUUAAUGAUAUCAAAUACAACAGGUCAACAACUACUGACGAACUAAUCACAGGAAAUAGUUUGGACAUUUUAUAUCAGCAAAAUAACCACAAACAUAAUAUGAAAACAUCAACUUCUAGAUGGAACACACACAAAAGUUCAUCGGCUACAUUCGAUGCACGUAAUAAUAGCAAUAGUAACAACAGUAAUUUAUCCAUUACUAUUUCUUUGCAUCAUACAAAUAGUCAGCAUGAUGGUCGUGUAUCACCAUUUAUUGCUAAAGUUGCUCAAUUAGGUAGCCUGUCUCAUGGAUCGCAUGGCCAUAACGAUAAUCGUUUUUCUAGUUCGAAACAAACGCAACCCACAAUUCAAUUGUCGGUUUCUCCUGUGGAUAGUGUUUCUGAUGUACUGUUGAAAGCCCUUAAAUUAUUUGGUUGUGCCGAUCAAAAGGUUGAUAAUUAUGAUCUAAUUCAUGUCCGUAAAGAUACUCGAGAUGUAACUCUACCAAAAAAUCUCAACUUUUAUGAAUCGAUAAAUUAUUCUUCCUUUCAUUUAUCAAAUAAUAAACAUUAUGAAUUAUUAGAAUUUAUUUGUACACCAACUAUUCAUAAUGAGAAUAAUAAUGACAACAAUAGUAGUAACUAUAGUAAUAGUUUAAACAGUUCACCAUCAUCAUCGUCAGCAGCAUAUAUAAAAACUAACAAUAACACAAAUUAUCAUGGUAAAAAUCACAAUCCACAGCCUAACAGGACUACAAUUGAAUAUGUUAAACACUACAAAUUAACAAGUAAAAGCUCUAAUAAACAUUGUACUGUUGAAUUAUGGUCAUGAACAUUUAUUAACAAUUGUUUAUUUCUAAAAAAAAGUUGAUUGUUUUUCAUCAGUUUAUUGUUAUUUUUCAUUAUCAAAUGUGCUCAAAUGCAUAUUGCCAUUGUGAAUAAUUUUGUCAUAUGUUUUUGUCACUGCGCCAUUUAUUUUUGCCAUUAAUUGAUCCUAUCAAUCAAUAACUAAAUAAAUUCUCUCUCCCCGAAGAAAAAUUUGUUCAAUAUUUCGCCAUUUGUCUUUCAUGAUCGCGCAUUUUUUAAAUAAUUGUUCUGUUUUUUCUAUUCUCAUCACUUUUCCUAACCCCGUUCCUCUUUACACUCACUUUGAAUUUUCUGCCAAAUGUGUAGUUCAUUGUUCUGGUUAAAUCCCUUAUGGAGUUGUAAGCUACGUCGAAACACAUAUCUAGCAGUGCAUCUUUUAUGUUAAUGUGAUUAUUAAAUGUCGUGAUCCCACAUUUCCUUUGUUUAUUCAUUAUAACCUAUAUGCUUACCAUUAAGGAGAUAAUAACAUAUCUUACUUAUUUGUUCACUGUUCAAUAGUAAAGAAUCGCUGUUUCUUUUACUUUCAUUUAUUUUUAUUGAUAUUGGAUUAAAAACAUAAUCAAUUGUAUAUUUAUAAACUAUUCUGUAUUUUGAAUAUCAUAUUGUCAAAAUACAUAAAUAUAUUUCCUGUACAACUUUUAUGAGAAUAAUUUCUUAAUUUAGAAAUUUCGAUG
This is a messenger RNA of Schistosoma intercalatum, 4327 nucleotides long. Lineage: Eukaryota; Metazoa; Platyhelminthes; Trematoda; Strigeidida; Schistosomatidae. The record is from the annotation of a GenBank genome assembly.